GGUUUGAUUGAAGCUUGCAACCUCUGCCUGCAGUAUAAAAGCUCUUGCUUGAUUAUUCGUAAUUCUGCACUCUCUGCAAAUAAUUUCUCUCCGUUAUAGGCACUUGUCCCCUGCAACCACAAUAUGAAUGCGCUUUCAAAACGAGCGGCCCAGAAUGUAGGAGCCUACAUCGGUCACCUUCCUGUAUCACUCACCGAGGUGGUAGAUGAUAGCAACUGGAUUGAUCUCUCCUUUGCCGAGAACUAUACAAUCCGGAAAGAAGCACUUGAGAUCUUUCGUGAUGCAGUCGCAACUCAAGUAGGGGAAUCAGAUCUUAACUGGCCGCAUGGGUUCUGGGGCGAAGCCCGUCUUCUUACAGCUCUAUCUUCGCUCUUCAACGCGUAUUUUGCCCCAUUCGAGCCUGUGGAAAACCAUCAUGUUGUAUUGACAGCAGGAGCGGCUGGCUCACUUGAUGGCUUAGCAUGGAGUCUUUGUGACGCGGGAGAGGGUGUACUUGUUCCUUGCCCUUACCAUGCAGGCGCUUACGAGGUCUUUCUCAGCAUUCACACCGGUAUCAUCCCAAUCCCAGUUAAUGUCGGCGCUCUCGACGACGUUUUCGGUGAGGGCAUGAUUCCAACACUAGAAAAGGGGCUCCGGAAUGCAACUGUGCCCGUCAAGGCAAUGGUGCUGACAAAUCCACACAACCCGCUGGGCCGAUGCUACAGCAAACAGAACCUCAUUGAUCUGAUGAAAUUUUGUCAACGUCACGAUCUGCACCUCAUUUCAGACGAAGUUUUCGCGUUGAGCGAGCAUGAAUGCAACGAUCUUCGUCAGCCCAGGAAGUUUACUUCGGCUUUGGCCAUCGACGCUCGUGCACACGGAUGUGAUGCCAGCAAGAUUCAUGUAAUUUGGAGCAUGAGCAAAGAUCUUGGUGCCACUGGAGCGCGUUUAGGAUGCGUUGUAACGCGUAGCAAAGAUGUGCGUGACUCCAUUGCUCUCAUUGCGCACACCAGCGUCUCGAAUCUCACUAUCCUGUUCGCCCGGGCUCUCUUGACGUCCCCGCAGCUCCAUGAGAUAAUUCAACUUAACUCAUCACGGCUAACAGCCGCGUAUGGGCGAAUCAAGGCUUUUUUUGAAGAAAACUCCAUUAAAUAUCUCCCUUGCGAAAUGACAACAUUUGUAUUGGCAAGGCUUGCGCCUUACAGCCAGAAAAGAGACGACGACAAAGCAGCGGUUGCCUUCUAUCAAAAGGCGGGUAUUCUCCUUUUCUCGGCCUCUGACUAUCACAUGCCUCCAGAAUUUCAAGGGUAUAUGCGUGUUUCCUUUGCUGUUGAGCCAGAGAGACUUGAUAUUGCCAUAGAUCGAUUGAAGAUAGCUUAUCAGAUAUACAUUACACACGGUUCAUCUAUUUUAGAAUCAACAACAUAAGAUGAAUUAAAUCUUAUAAUAAUAACAAUUUUAUAUAUAAUGAUACUAGAUGUCGGGGAAAAAGGAAUUUUCAGACUAUUAAUUCAUAGAAGCUUUUUUUCUUAUUUUUGAGAUAUAUAAAACCUACCUCUUAUACGAGAUGUGUUUUACCUAGUAAAAUAAGUACAGCGAUAUUUUUUAUAUGGGAAAAUAACUCUAACA
Messenger RNA from Botrytis cinerea B05.10, 1608 nucleotides. RefSeq lists its product as hypothetical. NCBI's taxonomy places the organism in Eukaryota, Fungi, Ascomycota, Leotiomycetes, Helotiales, Sclerotiniaceae. Bases 124 to 1407 code for a protein of 427 amino acids. The transcript has 4 exons. The record is from RefSeq and is a predicted model, not a curated record. Gene Ontology annotation, biological process: amino acid metabolic process; biosynthetic process. Gene Ontology annotation, molecular function: transaminase activity; pyridoxal phosphate binding.